Messenger RNA from Coprinopsis cinerea okayama7#130, 309 nucleotides. RefSeq lists its product as hypothetical. Gene Ontology annotation, cellular component: RNA polymerase I complex; RNA polymerase III complex. The record is from RefSeq and is a predicted model, not a curated record. Gene Ontology annotation, biological process: DNA-templated transcription. Lineage: Eukaryota; Fungi; Basidiomycota; Agaricomycetes; Agaricales; Psathyrellaceae. Gene Ontology annotation, molecular function: DNA-directed RNA polymerase activity; protein dimerization activity. The transcript has 4 exons. The coding region runs from base 1 to 309 and encodes 102 amino acids.
AUGACAGAAACGACGCCAAAAAUCAAAAUUCUCAAGGGCGCCGCACCAGACUUGUCGGCCGCUACCUACCAGCUUCAUGAUGAAUCGCAUACGAUAGGAAACUCAUUGCGGUGGAUGUUGAUGAAAAACAACCCACAUCCAUCCGAAAACGUCAUCAACGUUCGAAUCCAGAUGUACGAUGGCCUGUCCUCUUUGGAUGCCCUUUUAAAAGCCUUGAGCGACCUGGACAACCUAUGCGAAGCCGUCGAAGAUGCCUACUUGGAGAGCUUACGGGAAGAAAAGUUUGAACGAUGGGACGAGAAGCGAUAG